UCUGAUCCGAGGAUCAGCUGGAGGCAGCAAUAAACACGAAAAUCUGCAGCGUAAAAACUAGAGGAAAGGAGGAGAAAGCUGCAGAUGUUAUGAUCUGAAAACAUCCGUGUAAAAAUUUUUACACGAAGCCCUUCUUCUGAGAAGAAAGCCUUUUAUUUUUAUAUAAUGGUGUUCUAACUACCUCACAUAAAGGCUAUCUAAAGCUAUGCUUUAAGAGUUGUCGUUUCUACUGUGUGUGAGAUCUCGUUUACAACUUGAAAAAUACCGCAAGGGCAGGCCUUUGCUCCAAACCAAGUGAAACCUUAUAUUUGCACUACAGAAGCCUGUCCACACCUGUUUGUCAAACCAAGAUCCAGCAAGAGGCUUCAAGUGGAGAAAAAAAAAAACAAACCAUUAAAAAUCAAAGAACAGCAUAAAAUAGCAACAGACAAGAAAUUCAAAGAGGCAGCUACAGCUUUUUUUAAUUUGUGGACGACAAAAAAAGCACCAGAGUCAUCAACACUUGACAGUACACGCAGCAAUGUUUCAGCGUCUUAGCAACCUGCUAUUUGGGGAGGUGGAAGAGGUGGCAGCUGAGCUGAAGGGACCCAACCCAUGUGUGACUGAGGCUGACGAGGAGGGAUGGAUGAUUGUCAAUCUGCCUGAAGAGUCUGACUGCAUGAUGCAGGUUGAAGAUGGGUCAGAAAUCCCGCUGACUGCACAAUCAUUCCCAGAGAGUAACCUAUCAAAUUCGCAAGACACACAUACAAGGACUGAAUGCCCAGCCUCUGUCCCCCACCCCCCUCACAAGCGUCGUAGGACACAUAAAGGCCGGGCGCAAGGUGCAGUAGCAUUAUCAGACCCUCUGUCCUGUCCCAGCACCAGUCCAUCAGAUAUGGGUGCCACUACACCCGUGACCCUGCCAAGACGGGUUCGACUGUCCACGCCCUCCUCCACCCCAUCGAUGUCCCCAGGCUCUGGGAGUGAGUGUGGGGGCAGUGGGGGUAGCAGUAGGGCAGGCUCAGAGAGAGGAUGCAUGGAUGAGAGCUGGUUUGUCACCCCUCCCCCCUGUUUCACUGCAGAGGGAGCCACUGCAGAGGCCAGCCCGAUGGAAGACCUGCUCAUAGAGCACCCCAGCAUGUCUGUGUACGUCUCCCCGAACAACCUGUCCAUGGUGUCCAACAGCAACCUGUCUGCAGUGGAAGAGGAAAACAUGGUUAGCCUGGGAGGCAGCGUGAGAGCGGCUGAACCAGUUUCAGUACCCGCCACUCACACCACUAUGCCCACCAGGGUGAGCCGUGGAGCAGCUGCCCAGGCCGGCACUCUGGCCAAGGUCACCCAAGUGGCCAGGGUCCAGCGUAGCAAAGCCCGCGUGGAACGGCGUCAUCUGAGCCGUAACCGCAUCCAACGCCAAAACCGCACCAGGGAGCAGGUCCCUCGCCACGCAGCCCACGCCAGAAACACCUUCCUUCACCAGCCCAGCAAGCGUAACGUCUGCCACUAAAACUCCCCAUCAAACAGGGGGCGUUGUUUACUCUGAGGGCAUUAGUAGACACACAAGAAUAAAUCCAGUCAACCACAGCAUUUUAAAUUUCCGUUACACUCAGAUACCUGUAGUUUUUUUUGUUUAGACACAAACUGGUUUCACCUGGUACUUCAUGUCCCAUUCUGCUGUUAUCAGCCGAGCCCUCUGAGUAGAUGUUUUAGACCUUUUUAUGACUUAUUGUCCUACAAAGUAUCCAAACCACAAAAAAGUCUUCAAAACAUUAAAAGAAGCUAUUCGAAGUAAUAAUAAUGUCUGAAAAGCAAGAAAAACUUGAGUUCUAUAAACUUUCUGUCCGAUCUUUCCUUCCUAAACUGAUCCCUCCACAGUGCAUUCAGUUUUAGAGUAAUUCACUCAACUAAUAAAUCUCCAAUAUACUUAUUUAAUCAUUUUGGAGAUAAUGAACUGAAACUGAAGCUUAUUUUACUCUGGUUGGAUGAACAGACUUUUCUGGUGGAAACAAUGCAAGACAGAGGGCUUUUUUUUUUCUUUUUUUUUAAACAGUAACUCAUCGUGUCUUCAAACCUUUAUGUUAAAGAUAUUAAAGAAUUCAAUCAAAAUAUAUUUUUUUUUAGUUCAGAAGAGGUGGAAGGAUAUACCGUUUGUGACAAGAGGGAGAGGAAAGUCACUAGACAUUUGUUUCUCUACGUUAAUGAGGAAAGUAAAAGAUAAAGCCCAGGAAACAUGGAGGAACCCGAUUUCAUUAGAGGAAACCAAAUGUCGCAAGGCUUCUCUCUUCUUCCUUUCUGAAGGAUCAGAGCAAGUCGAUGAUGGUGAGAGUAAGAGCAAAACACAUUAAAGAGUAAAACAAAAGAUGUGAUGAAUAGGAAAAAAGAUUGAAUGAAGAGCAAGGCGGUUAGCAAGAAAGGUCACAGGAAAGUAUAACGUAACCCUCUGAGCAGGCCUUAAAAUCCAUCAUCAAACUUUAAUAGAGAGCUUUAAGAAUAAAGCUCUUGCUUUGCAUAUUUAAAUAGUUUUCUUUGGAUAAUGAAUCUCUUGUUAGCACUCUUAAAAUCAUUACUGAUGAGGGAUUAUAAAUGCAGUGGAAAGAUGCAGGGCUUGCCUUUGGGUUACAGGGUACGGCAGGUUAUGGUAAGUGCUGAGCGGUAUUGGUGGUAACUCUUUAUUUUGUUUUGUCACAUGGUUUUCUGCUUAUUUUUGUCUCGUAAACAGAAAUUUUAUUUGGCAGUUUCUGUUUGCGUGAUUCCACCCAGAGAGAAGAUCUAAACUGUUCCCUGCCAGAGAAACAGAAAGUACACAUUUUACUUUAAAAGUCACGACUGGGGAUCAUAAACAGCAUGAUGGUCAUCAUUUGUGUCCUCUGUAAACUGAAGCAAUGCGCCCAGCACACAUCAGUCAUGCUUAUCCACAGUGUGUGCUGUGAUUUUAUGUUAUCCAUCUGAACAUCAAAAAAGAAAAAAAAAGAAGUAUGAUAUAUUUAUACAUCAGUCCCCUUUGGCUGAAUAAAAAAGCACUAACUUAGCAGGACACAGCUGUUAGGAGAAUACCAAACCUUUUUUUAAAAGCCUAACACAAGCAUCUUCAUCCAGAUUCAACACUUUCAACAAAUAUCAUCGUCCUCAAGGACGUGCAGCGCGUUGCUGAUGUCUAUUUCAUUACUCUCCAUUUCAUAUUAGCAUAUGCAGCUCUAACAGUGUCCACUUAAAGAUCUAGCUUACUGAUAUGUAUUCAACAACAAUAGUAAACAAUGGUGCUGAAGUGUAUAGUAAUAUUUGUAAAUUAUUUCAGAAAUGGAUGUACGUUUGCACUGUCAAACAUUUUGUGAGUCAAAGUUUUAGCAGUGUGCCGUGUGCUUGUUUUUUUUUUUUUCUUCCUUUUGUGAUUUUCUUUUCUUUUCUUUUCAUUUUGAUCCAGACUGUGUGUGAGGUGUCCUGAUAUGUUAAAUCCUAUGAAAAAGACACAAAUAUUCAUCAUUUAUUUCUCUUGUAAAUAUUACAAAACAAUUUAUAAUGCUUUGCUAGAUGUCAUAGUCUCUCAGGACUCGAGUCCGCAUCAUUGUGUCCAAUGGGACUGAUGAGAAUCCAGUCUCUGCCGCAUCUCUGUGCUUGCUUUUUAAAACCAGGAGGGUCACAAGUGGUGUCAUUGCCCCAUCUUCAGUGUCAUCUUGUUUGAGAUGCACCAUUAAAAAAAAAAAAAAACCACCAGGCUCAGAGUUGAUGUGCCAUAGGCAAACACUGCCCCCUGGAGGGCCCACUCGACACAGCAGCUGCUGUGUGAAUGCUGUUGAGGGUCCAGUUUUAUGACAGCACAGUUGUGUUAAAAAGCCAGAUUGAGACACACUGAGGAAAUAGACGUCCUGUAUUGUUUAUGUGAGAUUAAUUAAUUUCCCUUGAAUCACAUACUAAAAGCUUUUCUUUCAUUUCUGCCAGUAAUCCUAUAAAUUACUUUAUUUUAUUCAACUACGAGUUUUUGUUUUAAACAUGACUACAAUUUAUCCCGCCAGUCCCUCAAGUGCAGGGGGAAUAUCUGAGGUGAUGAGGGUGCACACAUACAUAUAAAGACAUGGCGAUCUCUGUUUAGGCUUCCGCACUCUCCAGAGGCUUUUACCAUUCUCACAGUGCCUCAGAGGAAGCAUCUUGUUAGGAAAAAUCAUUUACACAGUGAAAACAGGGUAAUAAUGAAAGAUCACAGGUGGAUUAUGGUUGCAUGCUAAAUCACCACAAGAUACCUCUAAUGCUGCAAACUUCAUUUCUUUGUUUUUUUAACUUUCCCUCCUUUCUCAACAGUGUCAUGUAAAAAGGAAACAUGUUUAGGUAUGCUGUGUGUGAUUAUCGUAAGGUGUGGUUUUUAGGAGGGGAAGUCGGCCAAAACUUGGGGGGAUGGAGUGGGCACACAGCGUGUUGAGCCAAUAUGAGUUGUGGGAUGUGGACAGUGACAACGUGAGGCAGGAGACGUAUAGUUUAUAUAUAUUCAAAAAAAAAAAAGAAAAGAAAUGUAUUAUAAAAAUACAAUAGAAUAUGCUUGUAUUUUCCCAUAUAGUUAUUAGAACAGUUGUUCAACAUUAAGAUAUUUUAAAUGAAAGCAUUGAAUGUCUGGGGAGUUUCAUAUGUUUUAUGUUGUGCCCUGAAAUGACGGCAGCUUUGAAACACUUGGGGUUUUCCCCCAUGUUACAUCUCAGUUAGUACACCCCCCCAACUCCCCCAUGAAAAUGACAGAUAUAGACAUAUAAAAUUUGAUGUAUCUGAUAUCUAUGGUGAUUGUGCCUUUCACUAUUUCUGCAUGGUUUUUGUGAUGUACUGAUUUUUUCCAUACCCAAAGUGGACAAAUGUCCACUGACAGGCAAGACCUAUGCAAAAAUCAAUGGAUGGGUUGUCCAGCAUCCAUUCAGAACACACAGGUACCCGCCAAACCCCCCCCCUCCACAACAAUAGCAACAAUAAAUGCUCAGGUUAAAACCUGAA
Messenger RNA from Archocentrus centrarchus (flier cichlid), 4944 nucleotides. It is a transcript of the gene tp53inp2b, whose product is annotated as tumor protein p53 inducible nuclear protein 2b. The record is from RefSeq and is a predicted model, not a curated record. The transcript has 4 exons. The coding region runs from base 521 to 1483 and encodes 320 amino acids. Gene Ontology annotation, biological process: positive regulation of DNA-templated transcription; autophagosome assembly. Lineage: Eukaryota; Metazoa; Chordata; Actinopteri; Cichliformes; Cichlidae. Gene Ontology annotation, cellular component: autophagosome; nucleus.